AUUGUAUAGUAAUGUUAUAGUUUAGUUAACAAAAAUAAUUAAGUUUAGUUUAACGAGUUCAGUUGUUCUUGCGUCGUUUGUGCGUGUUUUGGCUGUGAUUGUGAGUUUGGUGUUUGUGUUGAUAGCUGAUCCUUGAAGUUGUAGGUUAUUGUAAAGAUAUACUUAAUUUUAUCUUAGGAAUCGUGUAUUUUAAGUAAAGGUAUAGAAAAUAAAUAAUCGGUUUAAGAUUAAAAUACAGCUAUUUGUAAUUCCAGUUUUAACAGAUUCAAAAAUGCUGCGUUGGUGGGAAAAUGAAGAAGAUUAUCGCAUAUUAUCCAAAGACAGAGAGGAUGACGUGAAAGAUCUGAGAGAGAAGCUGCUCCGGGCAGAGUCACUAGCAGGAGAAGGUCCUCUGAAAGAUUGGCGCUUCCAGGUCGCAGCUGAGACGGCUCCCGGAGAAGUAGUUUGUGUUACUGGCGAAAGCUUUUCCCUUGGACGCUGGAAUAGUGACAGAGUUUUUCAGCUAAAAUUGGACGAAGAUGGCUACAAAUGGUCAGGUGUGGCGAAGGUUCCCCUCCACAAGGACAUUGAGUUCCGUUAUUGCGUCUGUGUCGUGGUAGAACCGGAUCACUUGCGACAAGUAGGCCGUCAAAUUAUUGUGCGUAGAUGGGAGACCAAUUCAUACCCCAGGAAAAUACCGGGAACAGAGGAAUCAAAUAUGGACGAAGGAAGUGAAAUCGAUACGUUUGGUUGCUACAACCACUGCGAGAGAGUGGAGAGAGGCUGGCUCACAUCCGAGACAGCUAUACAGUUCAAGCUGUUCAACAAGCCGAUAGAGCUGUGGAAGCCGAAGUUGCGGAACAGACCGGUGUACGUCAAACUGACUCCAGUGCACCUGACGAAAGCAAACUCCAUGCACGAUGUCAACCCUGCACCGCUGGAAGAGACCAUCAGUUUGGAGAACAUGGAUCUGACUGACAGUCAGAACCCUUGGCCGAUCGUUGAAAUAUCUGUGAUGAACGAAGCUGAAAGAGAGUUCCGUCCCCAGGAUCAGUUCGGUAGAGCCAUCGGGGAUAAUGAUUUUAUUAUCUUCCAAGUCCUCAUGCAUAACCCGGAGAUACAUACACCUGGUGUUACUUCAGAUAUCACACACGCUGCAGGAUAUGGCUAUUUAGCGUACCUUUUAGAUUUCUACGUGUACGGGAGCCACGCGACUGACGGAGAGCCGCCGGUCCACAUCGGGUUCAGUUACAUCCUGCCGAGUGUGCUGAAGAGCAGUGAGGGACAGACUGUCUCCCCCAUCACCGGCGUCAAACACAGGCCUAUCGGACAAGUCACAGUGGAGUAUCUAGUUGUGAAGCCGAUAGCCCAGGUCAAGUGCGACAUGCAGACAUCGCGACAGCGGGAGUGGAAGGAGACCUGGCACGGCCUAGAUGUCGGCCACCGAGGAGCUGGGUGCUCGUUCAAGUGUGAAAUUAAACAGUGCGCAGACGUGAGAGAGAAUACGAUUGCUUCACUGAAAACGGCCGCAUCUCACGGAGCCGACUUUGUGGAGUUUGACGUCCAGCUGUCUAAAGACCUUGUGCCGGUCCUUUACCACGACUUUCACGUUUACAUCUCCAUGAAAAAGAAACUGAAUGGGUUGGGAGACUCUGACAUGCUGCAGAUCCCAGUAAAAGAUCUAACUCUCGAGCAACUCCAUUUGCUUAAGAUAUACCAUUUGGAGGAAGGUCGCAACAAGCAUGCUAGAUUCUUCGAUGAAGAUUUGGAAGACCACCAACCAUUUCCCACUCUUCAGCAAGCACUGGAGGUGUUGGACCCUACGGUUGGCUUCAACAUUGAAGUGAAGUGGACUAUGCAACUUAAGGAUGGGACAUACGAGUUAUAUCACCCGUUUGACCUCAACUUGUACCUUGAUGUCAUGCUUGAAGUGGUUCUAAAUUACGCAGGCAAUCGCAACAUCGUCUUCUCUUGCUUCCAUCCUGAUAUAUGUUCCAUGAUCCGCCUGAAGCAGAAUAAGUAUCCUGUGAUGUUCCUGACCCAAGGAGUUACCAGCAAGUACCCGCCGUACCAUGACCAGCGAUGUCAGAGUAUUCCUAUGGCUGUACAUUUUGCUGUCAGUCUCGGCAUACUGGGAAUCAAUGUCCAUACAGAGGACCUGUUAAGGGACUCAUCGCAAGUAGCCUUGGUCAAGGAGGCUGGGCUGGUGUUGUUCUGUUGGGGUGAUGACAACAACGACCUGGUCACCAUCAAACAUCUGAAGCAGCUGGGACUACACGCCAUAAUAUAUGACAAGAUCGACAAGAUCGGUCUGGAAGACAAGAAAGAGAGCAUAUUCCGGCUGGAGGCUAGGGAGACAGAGAAAGUCAUGAUCAGAGCUCUGGCGGAGAAAGCGGAGAAAGAAAAGGGAGAAAGUGAGGAACCAUCAGAAGUGGGAUUUGUUCAGGUGGAGGAUCCUCACUAUCUAGACCUGGACAAGUCGAAGAAAUUGAGAUGUCCCGGCUCCACAUCGUCAUUUGUUACCACCGCCUGGUCGACAACCGAGGCAAACAAGGAGAACGGAAGCCAUGGCACAACCGACAAGCCCAGUUAGCCCAGACUGUGGCUGCUGCUUGUUGUUGAAGAGAUCCACUCUGCACAGUUGUUGAUUAUUAGGGUUUAGUUAGUGGGCAAGGAAUUUCCGUUGUGAUAAUAACUUAUUUUUUGUGGGUUGGUUAAAUGAACUGAGUUACACAAAUUUUAUAUUUUUAGCUCUUAUGAGUUGAAGAUUCAUUAAUUGAAGAAUAAAUACCAAAAAUCCUGUCUUGAAACAAAUAACUUGUACUACUACUUUACUUCUAGUGUUUAGAAUAGUCUGUGAUCUUUACUAAACCGCCUUUACAUUGUCAAAUAUAUUUAUCGUAAGUAUUUUUUGAAAAUAUUUUUUUUAAAUUCGAUUGCUUGUUAAUAGCAAUUACUGUUUGUAGCAAGUUACCCAUUCUUUAUUCUUCCUCAAUAAAACAAAUACUAUGUCUCUUCCAUUGCUAAGAUACUUUAAGAUAACAUUCAAAUUGUUUUGUGUUAGUGGCCUGUGUUCUCUCAGUUGCCAAAGUAGAGAGCAAAAAUACUGUUCCUGUUUGUGAGAUGUUAGUUUUUGCAUAUUUAAAACACUUCUAAUUGAUACUAGCAGAAAUUCUGGUCCACGAACUUGGAAUCAAUUUGUCACAACAUAAAUCAAAACAAGGAAAGCGACUAAUUUUAAACUAGGGCAGUACUAAUAAAUAAACUAAUACUAGUGUUUCAACACUUAACAAAUGGUUACUUAACAAAGUAUACUGUUUCACAGCGAGAUUGGUCUCAACAGCUAGACCAUGUGAAUUUUGCAACCGCAAUCAGAAGGAUCUACAUUUUUGAAUUCAUUGUAUUUUAGUUCUUUGAUAUUUUCCGACACGGUCACAUAACGUAUACUGAGUCCUUCUUCUUCUUCCUUCGGUUGUGAGCAUGCCAUAAGGAUUGCUAGUCAAGGUACCUGGUUUUUGAUUGGCUGAGAAUAUAAUAAUUUACAAAGUACUAUCUGUGAUUGGUAAAUUCAAUAAUUACAUUUUGUACUGUUCUUAUUAAACUGCUGUUAAAAUGAUUUAUUGCAAUUGCCAUAUUUAUUGAUAUUUUUAUAUAAUUUAGUGAAAACGUAUGAUAACUGUAGAUUCGUGCCAUGUGGUGGAUGAAGAGCUGUAUGCCAACAUAAAAUUCUUUGUUUGCUUGAGAAGGUAUUUGACAAAACUCUUUUUACGAUCAAUUUAAACAUGGUAAAUAACAACACUGUAUUGUCAACAAAUUUCAACUUACUCUAACAUCAAGAUGUUUAAAGUCAACAAUCAUAAUAACAGAUAUAUAACAAUUCGAAAGAAUGGCAAUAUAUGGGUGGCCAAGCCAAAUAAGUAAAAUAAAAAUAUAUGUACGAGGGUUGUUCCAAAAGAAAGGUCCGGUUAAGAAAAAGAAUAAAAAAUUAAAUUUUUCCAUAACAAUUGUUUUAUUUACAUUCCUUACAUCUUUCUCUACUUUUCUACAUAAUUUCAAAACUUAUUUAAACAUUAUUACAUCGUUCAGCAAGCUUUUGAAUGCCUAAGUUGUAGAAAUUGGUUGCCUGGAAUAUAACCAGUCUUUAACUGAUUCUUUCUUUUAUCAUCUGUCUCAAAACGCUUGCUUCCAAGAAACUCCUUUAGGUAGUGGAACCAAGUGGUAAUGACUUGGCGAUAAGUCCGGACUGUACAGUGGGUUGUCCAUCUGUUCCCAUUCAAAUUUCUUGAUUAGAGUUUGCGUUUCUUCCGCAGUAUGGGGUCUGGCAUUGUCAUGCAAUAACUACAUUCCAGGUGACAAAAGACCACGUCACUUGUUCUGGAUUGCAUGUCGAUGUUUAGUCAGGGUAGUGCUGUAGGCGGCUUUAUUGAUCAUUGCCCAUCUUUCCAUAAAGUCGACUCGCAAUACACCAUGGCUAUCCCAAAACACGGUCCCAUAACCUUGCGUGUUGGGAUUGUCUGUUGACCUUGACGUGCGAUGACGUGUGACGUCAUUCCAUUGACUGACGUUUAGACUCGGUGGUUAUGGAGAGGGUUUUUGGGACUCAGUAAACAGCCAGAGAACCCAACAGGCACUCAAUUUUCAAAAAUUAAAAUGUUCAGACACAAUUCUGUACAAAUUUGUUCUACUCACAUUUCGGAAAUCCAUUUCUAAAUCUGAAAUAGUGAAUCGUCGAUCUUCACGAAUAUUUUCAUCAACCGCUUUCAUUGACCAAAUAGUCUGAAAUUACUGAUGGUCAGCCAAAGCGUGUUACAUCAUGCACAUUUUCCCAUUCUUCAUUAAAAGCUCGCGCCCACUUGCGCAUUUUACUGACACUCAUUAUGUUAGGACCUUAAACUUAAGUAAUCUGCUGAUGAAUUUCCGCCGCUGAAAUGUUUCUUGCAUACAAAAUCUGUAUUACUGCUAUUACUUCACAAUUGGCAGGCUGAUCAGCUGUAUUAAACAUUGUGAGAUGACACUAUAAACAGCACACAGAAAGAGUAAAAACACUAAUGGCGGCGCUUGACGCGCAAGACAUGCCAGGAGUCAGCGUGUUUGUGUGUUUUGCCCUUGGUGCCAAAUUCGCAUAGUUACUUUGAAUCAGACCUUACUUUUGGAGUAACCCUCGUACAUAAUACAAUAUAAAAUAUUGAUAUAUUAUAAAAAAGUGUAAAAUAAAAUAUAGAAUAACAAGAAGAUAUGACAAGAAUAACAGCUAAGAAAAAUAAAUCAUAAGGAUACAGCUACUAGCUAUAUGAUGGGAUAAUAUUAAUAAAUAAAUAGUAAUAAAUGGAUACAUAACAAGAGCAGAAAAAAGAGAAAAAACCUCAACAACUAACAGAAAGUCAUGACAUUGGCACACAUCAGGGACACACUUCUCAUGGCAGCCAACAUAAGUUUCCUUAUAGUUGGAACAGCAGUGAGGAAGAAGUCGAAACAUACUAAAAUUCAUAGAAGAGUGAACAUUUCUAGGAACAUACAUGUAUGAUAAAAAAGAUAGACUCCUGCAGACUAGUAAUAAGCUCCUUAAGCAAAAUGUCACUCAUGAGCAUGGUAAACCAAAAGCAGGAAAACCAAUUUAAAUGAGCCCGGUUGAGUAAAAAUUGAGUAAAACAUUUUUACUGUAACUUUAAGAACUGUAAUGUGCAGAAAUUCGUAAUUUAUUUUGUUCAGACAAAGUUUAAUGGGAGAAUUUCCCUUUUUUCCUAAAAGUGCCCCACAGCUGUUUGGUUUAUAAUUAUUAUAAGUUAUGCCAUUUCUGAAUCGUCAGAGAAACGAAAUAUUAUUAAUGAAGCAAGUACAGUGUUGUACUUAACUCGUACGUUGUACAUGUAGACUAUCUAGAAAACAUCUGUUGAGCGUGAAAAAAAUUACGUUUAAAUAUUGAAUACAUAAAAUUAAAUAUACAGGAUGGUGUUGAAACGGACUUGGCAUUAAAAAAACAGUAGCUCCCCAAUCUAACAGCUCUCAUUCUUCAUAUUUUCCAAUUCAUUACAAAUUAUACAGUACAGAAGUCUUCAUCAAAAAAUUUUAUAUUUAAAUUUAAAAUAAGAUCCGUCCUUUGCUUCUGAAAGUUGGUAAGCUUAACCAAAACAAUUCUAAACUUUUUACUGUAACAUUCAUCAAUAAGAUAUUAACAUUUUUGUUUAAGUUUAAUCGAUUUUUUUAGUUGUGUUUUUUUUCAAUUAAUACUCUUAUUUGAAAGAUGAGUCACUGUGCCAAAAGUUAGAGUAAAGGUAGGUGCCAAAAUCCAAUGAUUAACAUUUAUUUUUAAUAUAUUUUUGGUUAAAAAUGCAUUAAAUAAAAGAACUGAAAAUAAUAAUAAUCGUUCCUUGUGAUACAUUGUUUGUCUUGAAGUUUAAAUAUUUCCCAAGAUUCAAAGAGAGACGAAAAGAAAAUGUUAACCUCUCUCUUAUAAACAUGCUAAAGUGACAAUAUUUUUUUCAAGUUCAUUAAAAUGAGCUAAAUGCUUGAAAUUUCGUGAUAUAAAAAAACAAACCAUUUUAACCCCCUUAUGGACAUAAUUUACUGAAAGUGUUUGUGGAUGGCAGUUAGUUCUAAUUUUUAACUAUUUUAAUAGAUUUUUCACGCUUUAUGGCUUAGUUGUUACAUGUUUCAGAAGUUAGCGCACUAAUUUGAAUCAAAGUUGUAAAAGAUUUGUAUUGAUAAGUUAAAGAAGUGUUUUAUUUUAAUUAGCUCACAGAAGAUUUUCUUUACUGGGAUUAUUGACGAAUAAUCCCAGUAAAUUAAAAAUAUUCAGUAAUUUUAAGUACACCAACACUUAAAAUUGAAUUACUCAUAUACCUGUUGAUCUUACUAUGGGGUUAGAGGGAUUUAGUUUUACCAUAUUGUGGAUUAUUAUGUAUUUAUUUCAUGAUAUUUAAUAAUUAUAAGAUAGUUUAUAUUAUCAAAGCAUGAAUGUUCUACUAUCAUAUUUAACAAAUAUUGUUUUUGUGGUGUUUUAAUAAUAUUUAGUUAGUUGUUAUUUAUUGGAUUAGGGUUAUUAAUUUAUUACGCAAUAUUUAUUUUUGUGUGAAUAUUUGUUGUUAUGUUAAGUAGUGCUGUGGUAAUGUACUAAGCAAUUUUUAAUAAGUUAUGUAAGAUUAACCCACUGACUUAUUACUUUUUCCCCACUGUGUACACCUGUCCCAGGAAAUCCAGUUUUUUUUCCAGUGAUUUUUGUAUCAAUUUAAUUAAAGCACUAUAAUUCUGUUUCUGCCUAUAUAUUUGAAGGAAACUUUCCAGAAGUUGUGUGGAGUAGUUACAUAAUGUAUUUUUUUAUUAAAUAAACAUGAAUAAUAACUUCGCCCAUUGAAUUUAAAAUCAUUGGAUAGCGUUUUUUACUUGUACUUUUACUGUAGUAACACGAUUCGUGAAUAACACGAUUCCUCCUUCAUCAUCAGUUAAGGAGGAAGAAAGUUCAUUGUUGAACGAUUUCACUACCGCGUAAUCCACCCCACACCACGUUUAUUGUUAACAGAACCUAAAAACACUGCAUUGUCUAUUUGGUUAUCAUGUGUCCAAAAAUUAAGGACAGCCAACUGUUGCACGAAUAUUUAGUUCCGUUCAUAAAGAAAAUCAAUAAUUCUAAGACUCUUCUGACUAGUGCUGCAACCUAAUGGAUAACAAAAAACUGUGUUAGAUCAGCCAAUGAACCGUCGACAGUACCGCACGGUUCGUACUCGUCCAAGUAGGUCAGUGGGUUAACUAUUUAUACGGUUAGUAACCUGUAUUGAAUUAGGGGAGGUAACUAUUAUGUAAAUAAAGGGAAACAUAUUCAAUUACUUUAGUGGCCAACACUCAUCAUACGUGUGUAUAGUUUAUUUGGUAAAUAUAUCUUUUCUGAGGGCUGUUAAAUGUAUUUAAUUUCCUAAUUGGUGAUUUAUUUGGAUUAUAACUGAAGCAAUAAUUGUAUCGUUGUUUUUAUUAAUUAAUAAAGGUAAUACGUUGAUAUUUUUAAUAUGCAAAUUUAUUUGCAAGUUUCAUUAUUGUGAAAGGUUUAAGAUCUUUUGUUUGGUCAGUAUUAGUAUAGUUUUGUUUUUGUGAUCUGUUUAUGAAAGGGAUUUUGAUUAUACACACAAUGUGUUUUGGGUUAGUUUUAUACAUUUUUUAAGGACUGGCUGCUAUGAUUUUAGUUUGUGUGAGUAGUCCAAGAAUGUUGUUGAUUACUCUUUUAAAAGUGUAAAAGGUCAAGAAUCAAAAAGCUUCCAUUAAAAAUAAUCAUGGUUCUGAUUAAUUCUUAAAUAAAGACAAAGUAAUUUUUGUGUGUUACCAUAGUGGUGUAUCCAGAUUUCAGUUUGGUAGGCAUAGACCAUCAUCUCAUCAUAAGGUGGUUAUAUUUACCUCUUUAAAGAAUAUUGUGUAUUAAGUGUUAGUGCAUUUUAACAAUGUUGAUUGAUUAUUUUCGUCUUUGUCCUACGGUUGAAUUUCCAAUCAAUAUUCAACCCAUUGUUACUUUUAUUGAAUACUUAAUUAUUUAAGAUUUAAAAUACAGUACAUGAAAAAUGAA
Messenger RNA from Homalodisca vitripennis (glassy-winged sharpshooter), 8524 nucleotides. Its product is annotated as glycerophosphocholine phosphodiesterase GPCPD1-like. NCBI's taxonomy places the organism in Eukaryota, Metazoa, Arthropoda, Insecta, Hemiptera, Cicadellidae. Gene Ontology annotation, molecular function: starch binding; glycerophosphocholine phosphodiesterase activity. The coding region runs from base 272 to 2572 and encodes 766 amino acids. The transcript has 16 exons. The record is from RefSeq and is a predicted model, not a curated record. Gene Ontology annotation, biological process: glycerophospholipid catabolic process.